AUUCAACGUGCAAGUUGAUGACAUGUGUCAAACUAGCUUUCAACUUUUUGGGUGUUUGUGUGCCGCGAUUGCUUUACGUUUAGCGAAAAUUUGAAAUUUUAACACAAAUGGGAGGUCCAGACUCAAACGACGAGUCGGGAUCCGGCUCAGAUACCGGCUCGAGUAGAGGAAGUCGCAGCCGUAGCGGAACACCAGAUGCGUCAAGAUCUAAGGAGCACUCCCCAGAAAAAGAAGGAGGGUCCCCAUCCCAUCGUUCUCGAUCCGGCACUCCACACAGUCGGCGCAGUGGAUCACAUCAUAGUGGCUCCCAUCACAGUGGUUCCCAUCACAGUGGUUCGCAUCAUUCCGGUUCGCCAGCUUCACAUCGUUCGCGUUCUGGAAGUUCGCACCGAAGUCGAUCAGGGUCACGUGAAUCUCAUCACUCGGCCGCGUCUGGCCAUUCUGGAGGAUCACAUCAUUCGCGUAGCCGAAGCAAGAGCCGUAGCAAAAGUAAAAGUCGUAGUCGGACACCGUCGCAACAACCAAAUGCCAAUGACGUAGAAGAUAGUCGCUCACAUUCACCUAAUCUUCAAAUUGACGACGAUGCUGGCUCAGAACGAUCUCGAUCACGUUCAAAAAGUGGAAGUCGUUCACGUUCUCGAUCGCGGUCCCGAUCUGGUAGUAGAGCAUCAAAUCAUUCGGCUGUGAGUAAGCAUUCAAGAUCCAGAUCGCGUUCUCGAUCGAAAAGUGGCAGUAGAAAGAGUCGAUCGAAGUCACGAUCAAAGUCGGGAUCUAGAUCAAGAUCUCGAUCCGGUAGUGGAGGCACCAGAAGUGGGUCAGAAUCGGGAAGUGAUUUUGGAAAGAGAAAGAAGAGGAAGAAGGUAGUUAGUGGGUCAGAUAGUGAAGGAGAAGACGGUGCGGCUGGAGCAAAGAAAAAGAAAUCAGCGGUGAUCGAUUCGGAUGAAAGUGAUGAUGAGAAUAAGGAAAAAGACGGAAUUACGGCUGACGCACUUUUCGGCGAUGCUGAUGAUAUCAGUUCAGAUGAAGAAGAAGCCAAAAAGAAAUCGGAUACUGAAGCAGAUCGCCGUUCACGUAGCUCCCGGUCUAAGACACGUUCACGCUCACGAAGCAAGACCCCGUCUCGAUCUCGAUCCAGAUCUCGGUCUCGUUCAAGCUCUCGUCGCUCGCGCAGUAAGUCCGUUGAACGUGGACCGGAAGAAAACGAGAAAGAAGAAGAACCAGAACCCAUACCAGAAACCAGGAUUGACGUUGAAAUACCUCGAAUCGUCACUGACUUGGGUAAAGAUAUUCACUUUGUAAAACUACCAAAUUUCUUGUCCGUCGAGACACGUCCUUUUGAUCAAGAAACUUAUGAAGAUGAAAUCGAUGAAGAAGAAACCAUGGAUGAGGAAGGUCGUCAACGUAUCAAGUUGAAAGUGAGUAACACAAUUCGUUGGAGAGAGUUUAUGGAUAAUUCUGGCGAAAUGGUGAAAGAAUCGAAUGCCAGAAUGGUAAAAUGGUCAGAUGGAAGUAUGAGUCUGCAUUUGGGAAGUGAAAUAUUCGAUGUGUAUCGUCAACCAUUACAGGGAGACCACAACCAUUUGUUCAUUCGUCAAGGUACUGGUCUACAGGGUCAAGCUGUCUUCCGAACUAAGCUCACAUUCCGACCGCACUCAACUGAAUCAUUCACUCACAAGAAGAUGACACUGUCCCUUGCUGAUCGUUCGACAAAGACAAGUGGCAUUAAAAUUCUUACACAAGUCGGAAACGAUCCCACCGCUGAUCGUCAUUACUAUCUCAAAAAGGAAGAAGAGAAGCUGCGCCAAGCGAUGCGCAAACAAGCCCAGUCUAAGCCGAAACGCAAUAGCCGAGCGGGCGGCGCUGGAGAUAAUCACCAGGGACCCAAUUCAUCGUUCCGCGAACAUGACGAAGGAAGCGAGGACGAAGGUGGUGUAUCGAUUGCAGCAAUCAAGAACAAGUACAAGAAUAAGAAUACGAACGUCAAGCCUGGAGCUGCAAUUUAUUCAUCGGACGAUGAUGAUGGCUCUGAUUUUGAAACGAGGAGGAAGAAAAACGUCGACAAGACGAAAACUCUUAAAGCACUUCGUGACUCGGAUGAAUCGGAUGGUUCUGACGGUGGAAGCGGCGGAAGUGGCGGUAGUGGCGGUAGCGGUGACGAGGAUGGUGAUGAUGAUAAGGAUGGCAAUGAUGAUGAUGCAAGCAAAGGAAGCGGCGAGGGAAGUGACAAUGGAGAUGAUUAGUAGUUCAGGUCGAAUCUAGACAAAGAAUUGUGCAUAGAUUUGUAAUUAUUAGAUUCGUUUUUCGUCGCUAUACUUAAGUAGAAUUGUGACUUUUCAUAAUUUCUGCUAACCGAUUUAAGAUUAUUCCGUUGAGGAACGAUGAUGUCAAAAGAUUUUAAGACUUUGUUAUUAGUUUGAUCAGUUUGAACCCUGUAAGAUUGAUAGGAUUCGAUAAUAAAAAAUUGAUUUGAAAACGAU
Hermetia illucens (black soldier fly) is the source of this 2477-nucleotide messenger RNA. It is a transcript of the gene Atu, whose product is annotated as another transcription unit protein. Gene Ontology annotation, cellular component: Cdc73/Paf1 complex; nucleus. Gene Ontology annotation, molecular function: RNA polymerase II C-terminal domain phosphoserine binding. The transcript has 4 exons. The record is from RefSeq and is a predicted model, not a curated record. Lineage: Eukaryota; Metazoa; Arthropoda; Insecta; Diptera; Stratiomyidae. Gene Ontology annotation, biological process: transcription elongation by RNA polymerase II; positive regulation of transcription elongation by RNA polymerase II. Bases 108 to 2240 code for a protein of 710 amino acids.